AUGUUCUCCCACACUUUCGUGUCGUCUGUCGUUGCUAUUGGAUUUGCAUUGUCUGCAGCUGCUCUCUUAGCGCCGCAAGUCAACUCUAAGCGCGACACGAUAGACUGCACAGACCCGCGCGGCCCAAACAGUUUCCUACCGCACGUGUACAGCGCGUCAAUCACUAACAACGGAACGCAAGUCACCGACAGCGUUGCAGUCGAUGGGUCCAUCGUCUCGUUUACUUGGGACCCGAACCCUUGCCGCCUGACUUCUGCCUUUAUCCUUGGUGCAUACACUGGCUCGCCCGUCAAUGCUUAUGCAAACAACUCUGAUGGCUCGGGUUCGUGGAUCGGGCCUCGUGCAGGCCCUUACGGCGGAUUCAAUGGCACUCACCAUGGGAGCCUCGUGUUGUCGGGGGAGUAUUUCACGAGGGGACAAGCAUAUGUGGUCGAUCUGUUUGAGUACAAUGUGACAACGGGUGACCUUAAAGAGGCUGUUUCAAACCAGGACUUUUCCUGGGAGGUACCAUACGGAUCUUCCUGA
Molecule: messenger RNA, 525 nt
Organism: Heterobasidion irregulare TC 32-1
Lineage: Eukaryota; Fungi; Basidiomycota; Agaricomycetes; Russulales; Bondarzewiaceae
Exons: 4
Coding region: 1-525 (174 amino acids)
Source: RefSeq, a predicted model, not a curated record